Messenger RNA from Enhydra lutris kenyoni (northern sea otter), 1473 nucleotides. RefSeq names its product tandem C2 domains, nuclear. Gene Ontology annotation, cellular component: nucleus. The transcript is spliced from 11 exons. The record is from RefSeq and is a predicted model, not a curated record. Lineage: Eukaryota; Metazoa; Chordata; Mammalia; Carnivora; Mustelidae. Bases 1 to 1473 code for a protein of 490 amino acids.
AUGGCAGCAGAAUUUAUAAAGAGUUGCUGUAGAGGAUGUUUCUAUGGUGACACAGAAAAGCAUAAUUUUUCCAGGGAGAGAGACUUUCAAGCAGCAGUCUCAGAGACUCAGGAUACCCCUGUCUCUGUCCCUCCAUUGACUGCUGUUUCGGUAAAGCCUCAGGUUGGCUGUACUGAGGAUUACUUGCUUUCCAAAUUACCAUCUGAUGGCAAAGACGUACCAUUUGUGGUGCCCAGGUUUAAGCUCUCAUAUGUUCAGCCCAGGGUACCAGGAACUCUGUCACAUCUGGAGGAACUUGAAGGAUCUGCCAGAGCAUCUUUUGGAGAUCGAAAGGUAGAACUUUCCAGUUCAUCCCAGCACGGACCUGGCUAUGACAUUUACAACCCGUGCUACAGGUAUCCGCACAUUUCACCUGAUCUGAGCCGGCGCCUUCCUCCUCGUUCAGAAGCGGCGAGACUGUACGGAUCAGUUUGUGACUUAAGGACCAGCAAACUUCCCAGUUCCCCUGGGCUAAGCAAGUCUAUGUUUGAUCUUACAAGUUCAUCUCAGCGGUUCAUGCAGAGACAUGAUUCCUGGUCCAGCAUGCCUAGCACUUCUUCUUCAAGGAAAAAUUCCCAGGGCAGUAACAGAAGCCUGGAUACAAUUACUCUGUCAGGAGAUGAAAGAGAUUUUGGGAGAUUGAAUGUGAAAGUGUUUUAUAAUUCUUCAGUAGAGCAGAUCUGGAUCACAGUUUUGCAGUGCAGAGAUUUAAGUUGGCCUUCUAAUUGUGGAGACACUCCUACUAUUUCUAUAAAAGGAACACUGACAUUGCCCAAACCCGUGCAUUUCAAAUCUUCAGCAAAGGAUGGCUCUCAUAUUAUCGAAUUCAUGGAAACUUUUGUUUUUGCUAUUAAACUCCAAAGUCUACAAACCGUAAGGCUUGUAUUUAAGAUUCAAACCCGGACUCCCAGGAAGAAAACCAUCGGAGAAUGCUCACUCUCACUCAGAACUCUCAGCACACAGGAGAUGGAAUACUCUUUGGAUAUAAUGCCAUCUUCAAAAAUCUCUGUUUGCCAUGCAGAACUUGAACUGGGGACUUGUUUUCAAGCCGUAAAUAGCAGAAUUCAGUUACAGAUUCUCGAGGCACAAUACCUUCCAAGCUCUUCAACACCUCUUGCUUUGAGUUUCUUUGUGAAGGUGGGAAUGUUUAGUUCAGGAGAGUUGAUUUAUAAGAAGAAGACACGCUUACUGAAGGCCUCCAAUGGAAGAGUAAAGUGGGGAGAAACUAUGAUUUUUCCACUUAUACAGAAUGAAAAAGAAAUUCUUUUUCUUAUUAAGCUUUACAGUCGGAGCUCUGUAAGAAGAAGACAUUUUGUGGGGCAGGUUUGGAUAAGUGAAGACAGUAAUCACACUGAAGCAGCAAAUCAGUGGAAAGAAACAGUUACAAAUCCAGAAAAGGUUGUUAUCAAGUGGCACAAAUUAAACCCAUCUUGA